AUGGGGGAUGUUGCCGAAGAUAUUGAAGCCCAUGAGGCUGGAAAUACCAGUUGGGUGAGAACCGCCAAAGAUCUGUUCGCUGGCGCUGCAGGGGGCGUCGCCCAGGUUCUACUCGGUCAACCAUUCGAUAUCGUCAAGGUCCGCCUUCAGACGACAACUACCUACCCUAGCGCCUUAUCAUGUGCAUCAUCAAUCCUCCAAAAUGAAGGACCCUUGGCAUUCUACAAAGGCACGCUCACUCCCUUGAUCGGCAUAGGGGCGUGUGUCUCCGUCCAGUUUGGCGCCUUUCACUAUGCUAGACGAGCGUUCGAGGAACAAAACCUGCGUGCCAACCAUCCAGCAGGCCUGUCCCAUGGUCAAUACUAUUUAGCAGGAGCUUUCGCUGGAUUAACGAACUCUGUUCUCUCUGGCCCCAUCGAGCAUGUGCGUAUACGUCUACAAACUCAACCACAUGGCGCCGCUCGCCUAUACAACGGUCCCCUGGACUGUAUCAGAAAGCUGUCUGCACACGAAGGUGUCCUACGGGGUCUCUACCGCGGCCAAGCGGUCACACUCUACCGGGAAGCACAAGCUUACGGCGUCUGGUUCCUGACUUUUGAAUAUUUGAUGGAACUAGAGCAGAAACGCAACAAUGUCCGCCGCGAAGAUAUCUCUUCAGCAAAGGUCGCCUUCUACGGAGGGCUUGCUGGUGAAGCGCUUUGGAUCGCUAGCUAUCCUUUUGACGUGGUCAAGAGCAAGAUGCAGAGUGACGGGUUCGGCAAGGAACAGAGGUAUAAGACCAUGAGGGAUUGCUUUGCGCAAACGUGGAAGGUUGACGGAAUGAGAGGAUUCUGGAAGGGCAUUGGGCCGACAUUGGUGAGGGCGAUGCCUGUCAGUGCGGGUACCUUUGCAGUAGUCGAGUUGACGAUGCGCGCGUUGGGAUAG
Messenger RNA from Fonsecaea multimorphosa CBS 102226, 924 nucleotides. RefSeq lists its product as uncharacterized. Gene Ontology annotation, biological process: mitochondrial L-ornithine transmembrane transport. The record is from RefSeq and is a predicted model, not a curated record. Gene Ontology annotation, molecular function: L-ornithine transmembrane transporter activity. Bases 1 to 924 code for a protein of 307 amino acids. Lineage: Eukaryota; Fungi; Ascomycota; Eurotiomycetes; Chaetothyriales; Herpotrichiellaceae. The transcript is spliced from 4 exons.